Molecule: messenger RNA, 1416 nt
Organism: Mesoplodon densirostris (Blainville's beaked whale)
Lineage: Eukaryota; Metazoa; Chordata; Mammalia; Artiodactyla; Ziphiidae
Gene: MATK
Product: megakaryocyte-associated tyrosine kinase
Exons: 12
Coding region: 16-1416 (466 amino acids)
Biological process (GO): protein phosphorylation
Molecular function (GO): ATP binding; protein binding; protein tyrosine kinase activity
Source: RefSeq, a predicted model, not a curated record
CCCAUCUCAGCCAGGAUGCCAACGAGGCGCUGGGCCCCAGGCACCCAAUGCAUCACCAAGUGUGAGCACACGCGCCCCAAGCCCGGGGAGCUGGCCUUCCGCAAGGGUGACGUGGUCACCAUCCUGGAGGCCUGCGAGAACAAGAGCUGGUACCGCGCCAAGCAUCACGCCAGCGGGCAGGAGGGGCUGCUGGCGGCGGGCGCACUGCGGGAGCGCGAGGCCCUCUCGGCGGACCCCAAGCUCAGCCUCAUGCCGUGGUUCCACGGGAAGAUCUCGGGCCAGGAGGCUGUGCAGCAGCUGCAGCCGCCCGAGGACGGGCUGUUCCUGGUGCGAGAGUCCGCGCGGCACCCGGGCGACUACGUGCUGUGCGUGAGCUUCGGCCGUGACGUCAUCCACUACCGUGUGCUGCACCGGGACGGCCACCUCACCAUCGACGAGGCGGUCUGCUUCUGCAACCUCAUGGAUAUGGUGGAGCAUUACAGCAAGGACAAGGGGGCCAUCUGCACGAAGCUGGUGAAACCCAAGAGAAAGCAGGGCACCAAGUCAGCGGAGGAGGAGCUGGCCAAGGCCGGCUGGUUACUGAACCUGCAGCAUCUGACGUUGGGAGCACAGAUCGGAGAAGGAGAGUUUGGAGCCGUCCUGCAGGGUGAGUACCUGGGACAGAAGGUGGCCGUGAAGAACAUCAAGUGCGAUGUGACAGCCCAGGCCUUCCUGGACGAGACGGCAGUCAUGACGAAGAUGCAGCAUAAGAACCUGGUGCGUCUGCUGGGUGUGAUCCUGCACCAGGGCCUCUACAUCGUCAUGGAGCACGUGAGCAAGGGUAACCUGGUGAAUUUUCUACGGACGCGGGGCCGGGCCCUUGUGAACACCCCCCAGCUCCUGCAGUUUUCCCUGCACGUGGCCGAGGGCAUGGAAUACCUGGAGAGCAAGAAGCUGGUACACCGAGACCUGGCCGCCCGGAACAUCCUCGUGUCCGAGGACCUGGUGGCCAAGGUCAGCGACUUUGGCCUGGCCAAAGCCGAGCGGAAGGGGCUGGACUCCAGCCGGCUUCCAGUCAAGUGGACGGCACCUGAGGCUCUCAAACACGGGAAGUUCUCCAGCAAGUCGGACGUCUGGAGUUUUGGAGUGCUGCUGUGGGAGGUCUUCUCAUACGGCCGGGCUCCGUACCCCAAGAUGUCGCUGAAGGAGGUGUCAGAGGCCGUGGAGAAGGGGUACCGCAUGGAGCCCCCCGAGGGCUGCCCGGGUCCCAUCCACGCCCUCAUGGGCAGCUGCUGGGAGGCUGAGCCCGCUCGCCGGCCGCCCUUCCGCAAACUGGCUGAGAAGCUGGCCCGGGAGCUGCGUAGCGCGGGCGCCUCGGCCCCCAACGGGGGGCAGGAUGCAGACGGUCCCACCUUGCCCCGCAGCCAGGAGCCCUGA